Molecule: messenger RNA, 3153 nt
Organism: Prunus persica (peach)
Lineage: Eukaryota; Viridiplantae; Streptophyta; Magnoliopsida; Rosales; Rosaceae
Product: bifunctional TH2 protein, mitochondrial
Exons: 7
Coding region: 1183-2679 (498 amino acids)
Cellular component (GO): cytosol
Source: RefSeq, a predicted model, not a curated record
UCUUUUUUCUUUAUACGAGUUUCUUUGGGUAUAUUUUUCGUUGGGGUUUUUGGGACUGUUUGGUUGCUGGGAAAAUGCUGUGAUUGAAUCUGAAUCGGAAUCUGAAUCUGGGUUUUGCUUAUUUUUUUUUAAUCACUGCAAGUGUUUGAGCAAAUAUGGAUUAAACUAUGCCUUUGUUUAUAUGUCUAUUUAUCUCUAGGCGUAUUUGGUUCCAGAAAAAAGUAUAGCUCAGAGUACUUAUUGUAAUUCUUAGACUUUUUUUGUUUUUUUGUUGUCAAUUUGGAAAAUUUGGUUCCAUAUAUGAAACAUUUUUUAAAGUUAGAUAACAGUUUUUAGCAACAAAAAAUAAAGAUUCAUGAAUUGCUUGAAAUUGCAUAUUGGUAGUUUUACCCUAACACAAAUAUAAAGGUUUGGCGAAUGCUCGUGCUUUCAUUGUUGUGGUCUGUUUGAUUUUGGGGAAAAUAUGGGAAAAUAAAGGAAUUUGGAUUGUGAAUGUAGAGGUUUAAUCAAUAGGAGGAAAGGAUAUGUGGUUUGAUGAAAACUCGGUAUCUACUAUAUAUUUGCCAACACAGAGUUCUUGAUUUUUCAUUGUACGGAUUUUACCUCCGUUUCUUUUUCUUUGCAAAUCUUAGCCAAAAGGCCAAGUAAGGUAUUCUUUUCCUUUAUCUGUUCUUGACUCCUUGGUCUCUUUGGUUGCUGAGGAAACAUAGGAAAUGAUAAAGAAUAACCACAUGCAUCUUAGACACUUUUUAUUGUUUAGUAAUAUGACAUUUAUUCUCCUAUGCACCUUUCCAUUCUUUGCCUUGGUAUUUACAUUAGGUCACCUUUUUUGUAAUUUAUUUUCAUAAUAUGUCGUGAAAUUUUUUUUAUAUAAAAAUUUUCCCUUAAAAGUCUACCAGAAGAUGAGCGAGGAUUUUCAACUGAAGGGUUGUUUGGUUGCUCAGAAAAAAAGAAAACAAAAACAAAAAAAAAUUCUUUUUCAUGCUAUGUUGGAGAAAAUUAUAUGGUAAUUUGGCUGAGCAUAAUUUAAAUGAUUGACUUAUUUGGUUGACUUUAUUGUUUUUUAAUAACAGGAGUAACUAAAAAUCAUAAUUUUCAAAAUUUUAUAUUCAUUUCUUUUUGUCAGUUUUCUCAGCUACCAAAUGGAGGGUUAGGUAUUUUGCAAAUAUUUAUGUGCAUUGAAUGGGGUAUGAAUUGGCGGAAGAGUGUGCAGAUGAUGAUGAUGCAAAGGUUGCGAUUUCUCUGUUGAGGAAUGCUGUUCGGGUGGAGCUGAAAAUGCAUGAUUCAUUUGUGAAGGAAUGGGGUUUACAUGGUGCUAAAAAGGCCGCUAUCAAUUCUGCAGCAGCAAAGUACAUAGAUUUCUUAUUGGCAACAGCCUCUGGAAAAGUUGGAGGAGUUAAAGGCCCUGGUAAACUUGCAACCCCAUUUGAAAAAACCAAAGUUGCCGCUUACACCCUUGGUGCUAUGACUCCUUGCAUGAGACUAUAUGCCUUUCUAGGUAAGGAGUUCAAGGCACUCCUAGAUCCCAAUGAAGGCAGUCACCCAUACAAGAAGUGGAUUGACAAUUACUCUUCUGACAGUUUUCAGGCCUCAGCUGCGCAAACCGAAGAGUUGCUCGAUAAACUAAGUGUCUCUUUGACAGGCGAGGAGCUUGACAUCAUCGAAAAGCUUUAUCACCAAGCAAUGAAACUUGAAAUAGAGUUCUUCUCUGCUCAGUCCCUUGUUCAGCCAACCAUAGUUCCUCUGAUCAAAGAACAUAACCCUGCAAAAGAUCACCUCAUGAUAUUUUCUGAUUUUGAUUUGACUUGUACAGUCGUUGAUUCAUCUGCCAUUUUGGCUGAAAUUGCAAUAGUAACAGCACCAAAAUCUGAUCAACAUCAAUCUGAAAAUCAGAUUGCUCGGAUGUCAUCAGCUGAUCUCAGGAAUACAUGGGGCCUUCUUUCCAGGCAGUACACAGAAGAGUAUGAGCAGUGCAUAGAAAGCUUUGUUCCGACUGAAAAAGUGGUGUUUGACUAUAAAAGUCUGCAUAAAGCACUUGAAAAACUUUCAGAUUUUGAGAAAAAGGCAAACAAUAGAGUUACGAAGUCUGGAGUACUCAAGGGUCUUAAUAUUGAGGAUAUAAAAAGAGCUGGUGAACGUCUCAUUCUUCAAGAUGGUUGUAUUAAUUUCUUCCAGAAAAUUGUCAAGAGUGAAAACUUGAAUGCAAUUGUUCAUGUUCUUUCAUACUGUUGGUGUGGCGAUCUCAUCAGGUCAGCCUUUUCAUCAGGGGAUUUACACGAGCUGAAUGUGCAUGCAAAUGAGUUUACCUUUGAAGAAUCCAUCUCUACUGGUGAUAUUGUUAAGAAGGUGGAGUCUCCUAUUGACAAGGUUCAAUCUUUCAAAGAUAUUUUAAAAAAUUGCCGCGAUGACAGAAAGAACUUGACCGUUUACAUUGGAGACUCAGUGGGUGACAUACUUUGUCUGCUUGAGGCAGAUAUAGGAAUUGUAAUUGGGUCAAGUUCAAGCCUUAGGAGAGUGGGGACUCAGUUUGGUGUAUCUUUUGUUCCAUUGUUUCCUGGGUUAGUUAAGAAACAGAAAGAAUUCAUAGAAGGAAGGUCUUCUAAUUGGAAAGGGUUAACUGGCAUUCUUUACACAGCGAGUAGUUGGGCUGAAAUACAUGCCUUCAUUUUGGGGUAUUAGUUUUUUGUUUUUUUGUUUGUUUGUUCUUAUGCACUCAACUAUGUGCUUGGACAAAGGAAUCAUUCAUAUAUAGUGGAACACAGAUAAAAGUUGUUGUCGUGUCAAAAACCAAAGAUAAAAGUUGGUGGCUGAUUUUAUAAGGGCCACAGGUUUGCUGCUGUCUUGCCCUUUUUUCCUUCUCUUUUGUAAACAGGAGACCUCUUUGAGAAAUGUGAUGUUGGCGUCUCAGGGUGCGGUAAACAGGGUAUCGAGGGUUUACAGGCAGCAAGGAAUCAAAACAGAGAUUGUUAUAUCAUUUGUUCAUAUAAACAUUUCAAGUUCUGUAUCUGUAUUUUGAUAGCUGAUUGCUAUUCGAUAUUUUUGGGAUGAAUGGCAGUUUCAGAGUGUAUUUUCGGUGGUACCUAUGCCAUGUCCUAUUAUAAAUGCAGAUGCAGAGUUCAUGUUAAUGUUUGGAUGUUGCAACUUUCUUGACUA